UCUCUACAACGAGUGCGACCAAUGUGCCACAGCCGGAUUAGUUCAUCUGACCGUGGGUAGAGUCCACUUGGAACUUGCUGGCUUUUGCAAGGCCUUGGAAGCUUUUCAAAGAGCUCACAAGAUCGCUCAUUCCAUCCAGGAUCCAUCCCUCGAGCUUCAGGUGUACGUUGGAUUGUCGGAACUGUUUUGCCGUCUCCAGGAUGCAGACAAAAGCGCCCGAUAUGCUGCGCGCGCUUACGACCUCUCCAGAAGCCUUCAACUCGGUGACUUAAAUUCCCGACAUCACAGGGCGGCAUUACUACAAAUGGCUGCCUCUCUAAGGAAGAAGGGCGAGCUGGGCGAUGCUCAUGAUUACUGCUCG
Molecule: messenger RNA, 361 nt
Organism: Ceratosolen solmsi marchali
Lineage: Eukaryota; Metazoa; Arthropoda; Insecta; Hymenoptera; Agaonidae
Exons: 2
Biological process (GO): synaptic transmission, cholinergic; positive regulation of neuromuscular synaptic transmission
Cellular component (GO): neuromuscular junction; plasma membrane
Molecular function (GO): acetylcholine receptor binding
Source: RefSeq, a predicted model, not a curated record